AAAGAAAAUGAAAAUAAUGAAGAAGAUAGAAAAAGGAAGUUUACUCUGUCAUCUCAAAGGCUUUUUAAAAUUUUGACUGUCUCUCCUUGCUUAAAUUGAUCGUUAGCUUCCUUCUGGAAGAACAAAAAAUGCUACUUAAAAAUUGAAACAGCGUUAGGCACCAACCCCUCUUAGCAAUCUAACAUAAAAAGCCUGCUUAAAAACCUAUAUUCUCAUACAAGCCACAUUCAACUCUCUCUCUCUCUCUCUCUCUCUCUCUCUCUCUCUCCAAGCUUUUGCAGCUCAAAAAUCUCUCUCAAGUCUCCUCUUUAGCCCCCUGGGUACUGUUGAUUUUCGCCAUUGCUGCUUGUUGUAACUUGGGGCACUUGCUCUCUGGUGAUUUUAUGGGAGUUGUAGGAGCCCUCUAUCAAUAAUCUUGUAAACUAACUCGUACUCUUUCAAAGGGCUCCUAAAACUCCCAAGUUAUCUACUUCUUUGCAAGCUUUGUGCCAAAGAGAACAAUACAUCAACAUACAACAAUUGGCAGUUAACCAACCAGUAUUCAGAUCCAUUUUCCAAUUGAUGGGAGAGAUGUCAAGCUUCCAAUUGGGUGUUAUCGGUGCCCUGUUUCUUUCAGUUGCAUCAUCUGUCUCUAUUGUCAUAUGCAACAAAGCUUUGAUGAGCAAUCUUGGAUUCCCUUUUGCUACAACACUCACUAGCUGGCAUCUCAUGGUAACAUUUUGCACCCUUCAUGCGGCGCAACGCUUCAGUCUGUUUGAGAAUAAAUCAAUUGACAUGAAGACUGUGAUGCUCUUUGGCAUCCUCAAUGGUGUUUCCAUUGGACUUCUCAACUUGAGCCUUGGAUUUAACUCCAUUGGAUUCUAUCAGAUGACAAAACUUGCAAUCAUACCAUUCACUGUAUUAUUGGAAACAAUCUUCCUAAAAAAGCAAUUCAGCCAAAAGAUAAAGCUGUCCCUCUUUCUUUUACUUGUUGGAGUUAGCAUUGCCUCUGUAACGGAUCUCCAACUCAAUUUUGUUGGGACAAUCCUUUCUCUCCUUGCCAUCGUCACCACAUGUGUUGGGCAAAUUCUGACAAACACCAUACAGAAGAGGCUCAAUGUCUCUUCAACCCAGUUGCUGUACCAGUCAGCUCCAUUUCAAGCAGCUAUUCUUUUUGUCUCAGGUCCUUUGGUAGAUCAGCUCCUCACCAAGCAAAAUGUGUUUGCUUACAAAUAUUCCCCUAUAGUCUUGGCAUUCAUCAUCCUUUCAUGCAUUAUUUCUGUAUCUGUCAACUUUAGCACAUUUCUGGUUAUUGGUAAAACAUCCCCAGUCACAUAUCAAGUUCUUGGUCACCUCAAGACUUGCCUGGUUCUUACCUUUGGCUAUACGCUUCUGCAUGACCCUUUUACAGACAGGAACAUCAUUGGAAUCUUGAUAGCCAUUUUUGGUAUGGGUUUGUAUUCAUAUUUUUGCGCCCAAGAGAACAAAAAGAAACAACCUGAUCCAUUGGGGUCUCAGAUGAAAGAUAAGGAUGCAACACCAUUUCUGGCCCUCGAGAAAGAAGGCCAUGAGGUUAAAAAUUCAGACAAGGAUUCCCUUGUCUAAAGCAAAACAAGAUUUUGUGUCUUAAGUUGUUCUUUCAAACAUUUUGUACCUCGAGCGUAAAUGACUUCAAUUCUUUAAAUAAACCCACCCAUUUUCCAAUUCAUCUGCUCUUCCCCCUUUGCAAUUGUAGUUUCAAAGUAAUUAUCAAUAAAUGUCAAAGAAAUAAAUCAAAAGAUUUUAU
Molecule: messenger RNA, 1765 nt
Organism: Durio zibethinus
Lineage: Eukaryota; Viridiplantae; Streptophyta; Magnoliopsida; Malvales; Malvaceae
Source: RefSeq, a predicted model, not a curated record